AUGGAUAACCAAGGAAAGUGCAAUGAAAACUUCAGCAAACAAGAGCUUGAAGUGAUGGUGGAGGAAAUAGCAGCCAGGAAAAGGUUGCUGUUGGGGAGACUCGAUAACUGCGGGGACACUGCAGAGAGCAACAAGAGAGGAUGGUCGGCUGCUAAGAAGAAGGGAGCUGAGAGAAGCAGGGAGUUGAAGAAGACUGGAGGAGGGCUAUCCACCAUUCAUGUGGACCAGCUGGAGGAGAAGGUGUUGUCCAUGAUAGGAGAGACGGUGGUAGAGGGACUGCGGUCGGGCAUCGACCCGGACUGCGCGACCGAAAUAACACUAGACCUUAUCCAUAUACCUCUGAGCCUGGAUGUGGGAGCCAUGGAUCAUCAUGAUCAUACGACAGAAGAACAAGCAGAGAUCAUCACUGAAGACACAGAGGAGAUGCACCUGUCUCAGCUCCUUAUCUAUCAUGACACCCCAAUGUACGAGACAGUGCCACCCCGGGCAAGGAGGCUUGCUGGUGUGGAGGAGAUGGUGGCUGUACAGAGGACGCUCCAGGGGGAGGUCACGGCCACGCGCAGGGUGCAGGAGGAGCUGCUGAAGGUGGAAGGCAAGAGAUUAGCCCUGGAGAAGGAGAAGCUAGCCCUGGAGAAGGAGAAGCUAGCCCUGGAGAAGGAGAAGCUAGCCGUGAAGAAGGAAAAGCUAGCCAUGGAGAAGGAGACGUUUGCCAUGGAGAAGUACAGAAGACUUGAAGAUUUGUCAUUUGAAUAA
This is a messenger RNA of Salmo salar (Atlantic salmon), 753 nucleotides long. NCBI's taxonomy places the organism in Eukaryota, Metazoa, Chordata, Actinopteri, Salmoniformes, Salmonidae. The record is from RefSeq and is a predicted model, not a curated record.